This is a messenger RNA of Phodopus roborovskii (desert hamster), 1869 nucleotides long. It is a transcript of the gene Ociad2, whose product is annotated as OCIA domain containing 2. The record is from RefSeq and is a predicted model, not a curated record. The transcript is spliced from 7 exons. NCBI's taxonomy places the organism in Eukaryota, Metazoa, Chordata, Mammalia, Rodentia, Cricetidae. Gene Ontology annotation, cellular component: mitochondrial inner membrane. Bases 183 to 647 code for a protein of 154 amino acids.
UGCCAACUGAGAAAGAGGAAGCAAAUGUGGGCGGGCUGCACUCGAGCUAGUGGCACGCAGAGGUGCGGGGCGGAGCGACACCAGCAAGAAGGAGAAAAGAGGGAAGAAAAGGAAGAUCGCGAAGAAAGACAUCAGGCCAAGGAGUAUUCAGAGCAUUCAGCAGGCAUCGAAGAAAGGACAUCAUGGCCUCCGUGUCCACUCAUGGAAACCAAGAGAAAAGUCCCCACUUGCCACCAUUGAGCAAGCAGAGCCUGUUGUUUUGUCCAAAGUCAAAACUGCACAUCCACAGAGGAGAGAUUGCCAAGAUUAUCCGAGAGUGUCAAGAAGAAAGUUUCUGGAAGAGAGCUCUGCCUUUUUCUCUUAUAAGCAUGCUUGUCACCCAGGGACUUGUCCACCAAGGUUAUUUAGCUGCUAAUCCAAGAUUUGGAUCAUUACCUAAAGUUGCACUGGCUGGCCUUUUGGGAUUUGGCCUUGGGAAGGCUUCCUACAUCAGAGUGUGCCAAAGUAAAUUCCAUUCCUUCGAGGAUCAGCUCCGUGGUGCUGGUUUUGGACCCGAGCACAACAGGCACUGCCUGCUUACCUGUGAGGAGUGCAAAACCAGACGUGGAUUAAGCGAGACGAAGGGGCCCCAGCCAUCUGCUUCCUAAACCAUUUCUGUGGUCUGCAGUGAUCUCUAAACCUCUGAAUGUGCACACAUUUAGACUUUCAAGUGUACUUUAAGAUAAUCUACUUCUACUGAAACAGAAACCUUGUAAUGCUCCUGUUCCUUUGAAAUGCUUGCAGUGGGAGGCUCUCCACUAACUUGAGCAUGGCAUAUUCUUCCGUUCUUUAAGAACAUGCUGGGAGCCAUCCACACACUACACAGGAAACGAAAUGACACCCCACAUAGCUUAGUGCUUCCUGAGAGAAUUUUGAGUCACUUCUGGGUAGUCCUCCACGCAUUCUUUCACUCUGCUUCUUCUCCUGUCCCUACCCCCAGUGAUUUAAGUUCUCUGCUAGGGAACAGGAGUGAAUGAUGUGGAAGUUAUCUGGGAAGCCAUGACCCAAAGAAAACUCAUGUAUAUGGAACUAGAAAUCCAAGAAAGAUUGUGUUUUAGUACUAGAUGUCCAUCCUAAAGUCUAGGAGCUGAGAUAACUCAGUGGAAAAUGUUUCCUGUGCAAGGGUCACCAUACAAACCAGCUGGUAUGAUCUUGGUGGUCCAUCACAAUGAUGGACCUGUAAAACUGCCCAUAAUCUAUCUGUAGUUGACCCGCUUGGUUCAUGGGUUCCUUCUCAACCAUCAGCACUCAACAGCGGGUUCUUUUUACCAAUUAUUUGUGGCCUCAGAGAUGAAAGACAACUUCCUACCCUGUUUUCCCAGGGAAUAGCACCAAGGACUGAAUUAAUUCUAAAGAUGAAUAACCCUUGGGGCAUUCCGGAGCUCAGAGGCAGCCAAAGCAAUGGCAUGAGUUGUACUUCUCCAGACAAUAUGUUACAUGGAAAGUGCGGUUCUUUCUUUUUGGAACCUUUUGCUCUCUAGCAGGUUGGCUGAACCCUGUGUGAAAGUUACCCUUGCAUCUUUGCAGGUUCUCAGGAAAAUGCUUCGUCUGCAAAUCACCAUUUAAACAUAGGUUAUGUGUGUGGAGUGGUGGGUGGGGUGCUUUUACUCAAUAUAUCUACAAGCCUGGACCAUGGAUGUUAAAAGGGAAAUUUCAUCAGAAGUUAAUAUUUGAUGUGAAAAAAAAAUGUCAUUUUAAUCAUCAAAAUCACGUGGGAGUUUAUUUUUGUGUGAACAUUAAAUGAAUGACAUGGGCUGGUUUGACAGAGUUGAUUUUUCUAUGACACAUCCUGUUUGGCUGUCAAUAAAAUUCUAUUUCUGAAAAUCAAAA